AUGGACAGAAAGCCAGCAUGUGUUGUCUUCCUGGCCCUUGUGGCCCUCCUUCUGGCUCCAGCACUUGGACAACUGGAUUUUAACCGACUAGAUGGCGACACCGUCUGCCCCCCCAUGAGAAGGGGACAGGAUGAUCUUCCAGGUUUUGAUCUGAUCACACAGUUCCAGCUGGAUGUCAUCCCACUGAAGGGCGUGAGGAAGGUGGACGGCUCCACUCCUCUGCAGGUGGCGUACCGCCUGGACCGCGAGGCCAACUUCCAGAUCCCCACCAUGCUGAACUUUCCCCGUGGGUUCCCAGACGAGUACUCCUUCAUGGUGACUUUCCGCAUGAUCAAGAACACUGUGAGCAAGGUGUGGAACGUCUGGCAGAUCGUGGACGAGAAUGGCGGCAAACAAGCCGGCAUGAGGCUGAACGGCGACCAGCAGGCCCUGGAGUACUUCCUGACGGGGCCCGACGGCAGCCUGCAGACCGUCACCUUCGCCGGCCUGUCCGUGCUCUUCAACACCAGGUGGCACAAGGUGAUGAUCGGCGUGGAGCGAGACAUGGUCACACUCUACGUGGACUGCCAGCCUGUGGACCAGAAGCCCAUCAAGGGCAAAGGUGCCAUCAACACAGAGGGAGACACUCUGAUUGGACGGCUGGAUGCUGAUUCGGAAGCGUCCGUGGUGUUUGAGCUACAGUGGAUGCUGAUUCACUGUGACCCCAAGAGAGCCCAGAGAGAGAGUUGCAACGAGCUGCCUGCCACCGAGAUGUAUGCCAAUGCUGAGCCUGACAAAUCAGUCCAAGGUCCCCCUGGAGCCCCCGGCCCUGAGGGUCCUCGGGGCUUCGCAGGAGAAAACGGCAGAGAUGGCAGAGAUGGUCUUCCCGGGUCUCCUGGCACCCCAGGUACUCCUGGCAGCAAAGGCGAGCAGGGGGAAAUUGGACUUCCUGGGCAUCGAGGUCUACCAGGUCUUCCAGGAUCUGCUGGUUCUCCUGGUCCCAUGGGUCCAAGAGGAGCAGUGGGCGAGAGAGGACUUCCUGGUUUUCCUGGGCCUGCGGGUCCUCAAGGCCCAGCGAGUGAAGGACCUGCUGGACCACCAGGGAAACCAGGGAUCCCAGGAGAUGAAGGCAACAUCGGACCUGAGGGCUCACCUGGACCCAGAGGAGAGAAUGGAAACCCAGGACCUCCUGGGCCUCCUGGUCCUCCGGGUCCAUUGGGGCCGCCUGGUGCCGCUGGUGAGGGGAGUGGGGAAGCUUGUCCUGCAGCCUGCCCUGCUGGACCUCAAGGCCUUGCUGGACUACCAGGCAUGAAGGGACACACAGGUUUGGCAGGUGACAAUGGUAAAGACGGCACACCUGGAGAAAAGGGAGAGAGUGGACUUCAGGGUCCUCAGGGUCUGCCAGGUCGCAUGGGAGACGACGGCCAACGAGGGCCUAUUGGAUUUUCUGGUACACCAGGAGAGAAAGGAGACAUAGGUCCUCCUGGUUUCAAUGGCAACCCAGGACCCACAGGCCCACCUGGAGCUCCAGGUGUGGAGGGACUGCGCGGCCGACAAGGUUUGGAGGGACCAAAAGGUGAUGAAGGAGCAAUAGGGCCUCAAGGAACAGUCGGUCCUCAAGGAGAAAAGGGAGAAGUAGGAAACGCAGGCAAAGAUGGCAUGGAUGGCAUUCCUGGGGAGGAUGGUGCCAAGGGAGAGCCUGGUACGGUCGGAGCAGUCGGUGUCCGGGGGAUUGUGGGUAUUCCUGGGCUUCCCGGCAAGCAGGGAGUGGUAGGACCUCCUGGUGAAAAGGGUGACAUUGGUGCUGAGGGAGCAGUCGGACCAAUUGGGUUUCCGGGCAAAACUGGGGAGGCUGGCACACCUGGAGAAGAUGGAAUAGCAGGAGAUAAAGGUUCAACAGGUGAAAGUGGGAAACAAGGGCCAGUGGGUCCUGCCGGUCCCCCAGGAAUAGAGGGACAAAAGGGAGAAAAAGGCAACAGUGGUUCCCCAGGAAUGAAGGGACACACGGGACACAAAGGUGAUGAGGGUCUAAUGGGACCAACAGGACCAAAAGGAAGCUUGGGAGAUUCUGGUGCUGCUGGAGAUCCUGGAGUCAAGGGAGACCAAGGCCCACCUGGGAUUCCUGGAAAUAAAGGAGAGCUUGGCGACAAGGGAGUCAGAGGAUCUACGGGAGCAGAAGGGAGACCGGGUCAACCGGGCCAUGAAGGUCCGUCUGGUCCAAUGGGAGCAAGAGGACUGGAAGGAGAACCAGGUCUACCAGGAGCACCAGGACCCCGAGGUCUGCCUGGUCCGAAGGUUAGCGACGAGAAUAUUCGUGAAAUGUGUUCAGCGGUAGUUGAAGAACGACUGGCUGAGUUGAUGAAAGAUUUCCUGAAGAGGCCGGCUGCCAUCGGUGCUCCCGGUAUUGCAGGACCAGCAGGACCACCGGGACCUGCUGGAGCAGAAGGAGCUGCAGGAGCUCCAGGGGUGAUGGGCCCUAAAGGUCAUCCGGGGUUCUAUGGACUUCCAGGCGCAGCAGGAAAGAAGGGUGAUCCUGGACACAAAGGAGAUAAAGGAGAAAAGGGAGAAGAUGGUGUUGGACUUAAAGGAAGUGCAGGUCCACCUGGUGCAACAGGUGCAACAGGCGCUCCCGGCGUGGGCAAGGACGGCAAGGACGGGCAGCGGGGAGAACAGGGAAGCCCCGGCGUCCCGGGUGCGGCUGGUCCGAGGGGUCGCCCUGGUCCAGCAGGUCUUUGUGAUCCCUCCACUUGUACAAACCGACUCCCAGCACCUCUCUACGUUUAUGGCGGCCAGAAGUCCGCUGCUUACCACCACAAAUAAAACAUCAGAUCCAAGCGCCACAAAGAGACAAGAAGCAGCUGGCAGUGCCUUGCAGCAACAUGACUGAACUAAAACUAAAUACAAUCCUCAUUAAUAUCAGAAUACUAACUGAGCCACUUAGCAGGAAAGGAGAACAACGUCAAAUUACAACCUGAAGUGUGAUGGAGUUUAAAUGUUGUUCUUCCACACACACAAUAAAGACAUGUUUUUUAAGGUGUCACAUACCUCACAUCUCACAUAUGAAGAUGUUUCACCUGGAAACAACUGGCUGUUGCCUGGAUACAAGAAGAAGUCAAUAAAGAAGAAACAUGUACAUCCAUUAGCACAUCAAGGACAAUAUGACAAACAACUUUUCAUG
Molecule: messenger RNA, 3157 nt
Organism: Nerophis lumbriciformis (worm pipefish)
Lineage: Eukaryota; Metazoa; Chordata; Actinopteri; Syngnathiformes; Syngnathidae
Source: RefSeq, a predicted model, not a curated record